Molecule: messenger RNA, 1323 nt
Organism: Microthlaspi erraticum
Lineage: Eukaryota; Viridiplantae; Streptophyta; Magnoliopsida; Brassicales; Brassicaceae
Source: the annotation of a GenBank genome assembly
AUGGCUGUGCUAUCAGCUGGGGAAUGUUCGUACAGUGAGAGUGGGGUUUCAUCGCACUCAAAGCAAGAUGAAGUUGCUAUGAGAGGUUCGGAGGAUGAAGACAAGGAUGGUCUUUGUAACAUAGCUCAUGACCAUAUCCCUCUUGAUCUAACGGUUGAGAUUCUGACUAGAUUGCCGGCAAAAUCUCUUAAAAGGUUCCAGUGUGUAUCCAAGGAAUGGUUGUCCACCAUCCGAAACCAAGCAUUCAUCGAUUCGUUCAGCUCUAUGUCCCAAACUCGGUCACGGUUUCUAGUCGCAGUUCGUGGUAAUGAUGAGAAUCGUGUGUUCCUCUUGUCGUCUUCACACAAGGAAACGAAGAUACCUACUACGCCAACACCCGGUUGGUUCGUGAACCCUAUUGGUUACACUUGUUUGCAUACCACUCUCGAAAUGACUAUGUCCGGUUUGCCUGUGGAUCUUGUUCAUUGCUCUUCCGUCCAUGGAUUGUUCGCCUUGUUACAUCCUUCGUAUCCAGGUCGGUUCACCAUAUGUAACCCUAGCACUAGAGAGAUGAUAACAUUGCCUGAUAUCGAAGCUACUAGUAGCGGUCGAAGGGAGCAGACGUAUCUGUUCCUGGGAUAUGAUCCAGUUGGUAAAGAACACAAAGCAUUGUGUAGCACGGUUUUGUAUGGUGAACGUUGUCAACAGCACUGGGUUUUAACACUUGGAAGAGGCAAACUUUCAUGGAGAGGCAUCCAAGGUGGAAAAACUCUGCGUUAUACUGUUGUAACGAAAGGAAUAUGCAUCAAUGGGAAAGUGUAUUACGGUGGUUGGAUUACCCGAGGAGAAGAGAAGAAAGCGAGAAUAUUACGGUUUGACGUUAGAAGUGAGAGGUUGGUUUGUAUCGCAAGAUUUUGGCCGUGUUUAACUCAGGGAUCACUGAUCAACUAUAAUGGGAAGUUAGCCUCGGUUUACCCCGAUCCACGUCGUCCUCUCCGCAUUUUUCAUUUGUUGGUUCUAGAGGAGGACUUGGACAAACGUAGAUGGAUAAUGGAUACUAUUUGUUUUCACCCUUUGUUGCCUGAAUUAUCAGGUGGGAUUCAGUUGAACAUGUUAGGCACGAGCAAAAAGGGCGAGAUCAUUUUGGGUCCGCUAAAGUUGCCUCCAAAACAUGAACCAUUGUACAUUUUCUACUACCACGAAAGGAAAGGCAAGGACUUCAUUAGAAGAGUUGAAGUUGAAGGAUUUGAAGAGUUUGGGUGCAAUCAUACAAGUGAUGAGCAAUGUGUUUGUCAACUUCUUCUCUCAGUGGACCACAUAGAAAGUCUUGCGUCUUUACAGUAA